GCGGUCACACUGAUUUGCGGCCUUUUUGCAAAAUCUUAUUUAUUAAUUUUAUCUGAAUUAAAGGACCUGUUGGACCACUAAGUUAGCUUGACAGCAUGCCAACCAUUGGGGUAAAACGUGAUCUGCUCUUCGAGGCGCUCGGCAAGAAGUACACCGAUGAUGAAUUUCAGGAGCUGUGCUUUGCCUUCGGCCUGGAGCUGGAUGAAGUGACCACGGAGAAGCAAAUGCUGACCAAAGAGCAGGGCGAUGUGGCGGCAGCGGCGGAUGCCAGCGAGGAAAUCAUCUACAGAAUAGAUAUUCCUGCCAAUCGUUACGAUUUGCUGUGUCUGGAGGGUCUAGUCACGGGUCUCUUGGUAUUCCAGGGCAAAGUCAAGCCACCAAAGUUUGAGUUUGUGACUCCGGCACAGCGCCAGGUGCUGAAGAUUGAUCCCUCAACGGCACAGAUUAGGCCGCAUGCUGUGGCCGCGGUGCUGCGCAACGUAACCUUCACGCAAGAGUCCUACACCAGCUUCAUUGAUCUGCAGGACAAGCUGCACCAAAACAUAUGCCGCAAGCGAACCCUAGUGGCCAUCGGCACUCACGAUCUGGACACGAUCAAGGGACCCUUCAGCUAUGAAGCCCGGGCGCCGGAACAAAUCAAAUUUGUGCCCCUCAACCAAACGCAGGAGCUGAAUGGAGUUCAGCUGAUGGACUUCUAUGCGACGCAUGCCCAACUCAAGCAGUAUCUGCCCAUCAUUCGCGAUUCGCCAGUUUAUCCGGUGAUCUAUGAUGCCAAUGGCGUGGUGCUCUCACUGCCGCCCAUCAUCAAUGGCGAUCAUUCCAAGAUCUCGCUGAAGACCAAGAAUGUGUUCAUCGAAUGCACAGCCACGGAUCUGACCAAGGCCAAGGUGGUGCUGGACACCAUUGUCUGCCUCUUUUCCGAGCAUUGUGCCAAGAAAUUCACGGUAGAGCCAUGCGAUGUGGUGCAGCCCGACGGCAGCGUUGUCUCCUACCCUGAGCUUGCCGUGCGAGAGGAGCGGAUAUCGGUGAAGCGUGCCAAUGCCUACAUUGGCAUUGAUGAGCCCGCCUCGAAGUUGGCGGAUAUGCUGACCCGAAUGUACUUGGAGGCACGAGUCGAUGGAGAUUCGCUUGUUGUCAAGAUACCACCCACUCGACACGAUGUUAUACAUGCCUGCGACGUCUAUGAGGACAUUGCGAUUGCCUUUGGCUACAACAACAUCAAGAAAUCACUGCCAGCCUUCAUGCAGAUAGCCAAACAGUUUCCACUCAACAAGCUCACCGAACAACUGCGCGAACAGGUGGCCCAGGCUGGAUUUACCGAGGCCUUGACUUUUACACUCUGCUCUCGAGACGACAUUGCACGCAAGCUAAACAAGACGAUUGAAUCCCUACCAGCCGUGCACAUUGGCAAUCCCAAGACCCUGGAGUUUCAGGUUGUGCGAACCACCCUGCUGCCAGGUCUGCUCAAGACUUUGGUGGCCAAUCGCAAGAUGCCGCUGCCCCUGAAGCUCUUCGAGAUAAGCGACGCUGUUGUGGCCGAUGAGAAGACGGAGGUUGGUGCUCGCAACGAGCGUAGAUUGUGUGCCGUGAAUUGCAACAAGACCGCCGGCUUCGAGGUGGUCCACGGUCUCUUGGAUCGUGUCAUGCAACUGCUCUCUGUGCCCUGGAAGACGGCCAAUGUCGACAAGGGCUACUAUCUGGAGUCUACGGAGGAUGCCAGCUAUUUUCCUGGUCGUUGUGCCAAUAUUAUGUACGACAAUGUGGUCAUUGGCAAGAUUGGAGUCCUCCAUCCCACAGUGCUGCAGGCUUUCGAGCUAACGACACCCUGUUCGGUUGUCGAAUUUACAAUUGAACCAUUCGUUUGAGUGUCGUCAAAACUAUUUCCCUUAAUGGAGUGCCGUGUAUGAAAUGUUUACCUCUUUGUAAAAGUUCACAAAUAAAUUAUCACAAAUAAAACUAUGAAA
Molecule: messenger RNA, 1964 nt
Organism: Drosophila subobscura
Lineage: Eukaryota; Metazoa; Arthropoda; Insecta; Diptera; Drosophilidae
Gene: beta-PheRS
Product: phenylalanine--tRNA ligase beta subunit
Exons: 5
Coding region: 96-1865 (589 amino acids)
Biological process (GO): phenylalanyl-tRNA aminoacylation
Cellular component (GO): cytoplasm; phenylalanine-tRNA ligase complex
Molecular function (GO): phenylalanine-tRNA ligase activity; magnesium ion binding; RNA binding
Source: RefSeq, a predicted model, not a curated record